CCUUUUCUACCGCAUCGAUUGUCAGUUUCUCGUUUGUUCUGCACAGUUCACACCUUGUCAGACUCGCCCCAAAUGACUUUCCAAGUGAAAGCAAUCGCCACCGAGUUUACUCGGAACAUCGGUAAAUCAACGCUAUACUUGGCCCUAACAAUUGCCAGUGUCAAAUUCUCGCAUUUUCUAUUUCGCUUUUUUCGCUCUCGGAAGAUGUCCUCUUCUUCUUCUUCCACCUCACCUACCGCGGAUGCUGCAACACUCCGUCGAAACCGUAUUCUCUCUAGCAAGUUAUACUUCGACGUCCUUCCCUCAAAGGUUCCGCUUAUUUACUCGUCGGCUUAUGAUAUCUCGUUUCUUGGCAUAGAGAAGCUGCAUCCAUUUGAUUCAUCCAAAUGGGGACGUGUGUGCCGAUUUCUCAUAGUGGAUGGUGUGCUGAACAAAAAUAGUAUUGUUGAACCUCUGGAAGCUUCAAAGGAUGAUCUCCUUGUGGUUCAUUCAGAAUCUUACUUGAGCAGUCUAAAGAGCAGUCCAAAUGUUGCCAUGAUAAUAGAGGUUCCUCCCGUUGCACUAUUUCCUAAUUGUCUUGUGCAGCAGAAGGUUCUUUUCCCAUUUCGCAAACAGGUAGGAGGAACCAUCUUAGCAGCUAAACUUGCAAAAGAGCAAGGAUGGGCUAUCAAUGUCGGAGGAGGGUUCCAUCACUGUUCUAGUGAAAAAGGAGGUGGCUUUUGUGCUUAUGCAGACAUUUCUCUUUGUAUACAUUUUGCCUUUGUCCGGUUGAAUAUAUCAAGGGUGAUGAUAAUUGACCUUGAUGCACAUCAAGGAAAUGGCCAUGAGAUGGACUUUUCCAAUGACAGCCGAGUCUAUAUUCUGGAUAUGUAUAACCCUGGAAUAUAUCCAUUUGAUUUUGAGGCAAGGAGAUACAUUGAUCAGAAAGUUGAAGUAGCUAGUGGGACCACAACAAAUGUGUACUUGAGGAAAUUAGAUGAAGCACUUGAGCUUGCUGAUCAAAAAAAGUUUGAUCCUGAAUUGGUGGUCUACAAUGCUGGAACUGAUAUCUUAGAUGGAGAUCCACUAGGCAGGCUGAAGGUCAGUCCUGAUGGAAUCACUGCCAGGGACGAGAAGGUUUUCAGGUUUGCCCGUGAAAGGAAUGCUCCUCUUGUCAUGCUGACAUCAGGUGGUUAUAUGAAGAGCAGUGCUAGAGUUAUUGCAGAUUCAAUAGUAAACCUCUCAAAGAAGUGUUUGAUUGAUUUAAACCGUUGCAGGUGAAAAUUCAACUGCUAUAUAGGUUAUCUUUUUCUGUUACAUGAAUAGCAAAACCUCUUUUGUUCCCUACUAUUCAGAUAAUUUUGAUUGUAUAUAAGACAAUCUCUCCAUUUAUUUGAA
Molecule: messenger RNA, 1377 nt
Organism: Manihot esculenta (cassava)
Lineage: Eukaryota; Viridiplantae; Streptophyta; Magnoliopsida; Malpighiales; Euphorbiaceae
Product: histone deacetylase 2
Exons: 13
Coding region: 73-1260 (395 amino acids)
Molecular function (GO): histone deacetylase activity
Source: RefSeq, a predicted model, not a curated record